AUGAAGCCGACGCUAUUCGAUCGUCAUAUGUACGGACCCUACACGAGAGUUCCUCCCACCGUUCUCCCAAAGGUUCCCCCUCGGAAGAAGCUUCAGCAGCAACGACCGGCGGUGUUCAAGCCGCCUGCGGGAGAGUUGAACUCGCUGUCCCUGGCCCAGAUCACCCCCGAGCUGCUGCGGACGGUUCUGUACGGGCGGUGGCAGGGGAAGAGCGGGGAGACACGCGCGGUCAGCCCGCGGGAGGGCAGGGUCCCGUCCCCUGAACACCACCACCGGGCGCAGGCCGACCAGGAAUUUCCGAGUCUGCCGGGACUGGUUUUGCCGCCUCAGCUGGAGGCGCGCCGUUCCCAGAUCCCGUGCCGGCGCUGGGGCGUGUUCGCCCGGGCCUGGAUCAAACCCGGCACCGAGAUGGGCCCGUACUCAGGCAGGAGGGUCAGUCCAGCAGAGGUGGACCCGGUUGGGGAAAACGAGUUCAUGUGGGAGGUGUUCACGCCGUACGGAGACCUGAGUCAUUACGUGGACGCGAGCCGCCAGGAGGACCGCAGCUGGAUGGCGUACGUCAACUGCGCCAGGAGCGAGCAGGAGCAGAACCUGGAGCUGUUCCAGAAGGGAGAACACAUCUACUACAGGGCCAUGAAGGCCAUCCCGCCAGACGAGGAGUUGUUAGUGUGGUACCGGUUCAGUCCGUCCACGUUCCUGGGCAUCCCGGGUGUGCCACAGCCGGACGAGUUCACCGCCAAGAAGGAAGACGAGCCCGUGCCCGCCGACCGUCCCCCGGCUGCUCCCGUGACGCACAGGCUGAAAUGCGUCGUCUGCAACCGGGGAUUCAACUCACGCAGCAACCUCCGCUCGCACAUGCGCAUACACACCCUGGAGAAGCCCUUCAUCUGCAAGUUCUGUCAGCGGAGCUUCAGUCAGUCUUCAACUCUCAGGAACCACAUCAGAUUACACACAGGAGAGAAGCCGUACAGAUGCGACAUCUGCCACAGCGCGUACUCCCAGCUCGCGGGGCUCCGGGCGCACCAGAAGAGCUCCCGGCAUCGCCUUCCCGCCAACCCAGAAUCCGUCCCGUCAUCCUCCACUCCCGCGCAUGCGCUCCAGGCCGACUCCUCCACCUACAUCCGGGACACGAAAUCAGACGGUAGCAGUGACAGGUCGACGCCAUCGCCGGAUCAGUCGUUCUUCGCGACGUAUUUCGCCUCCGAGAGGGUACGGACUGAAAACAGCAUGGCAUUCGUUCGGUCGCCAUGUUGACAUGUACAGUGGUAGAAAAUCUUUCGUUUACAGUGAAAAUAAAAAUCCAAGCCUUAAAGCGAUGGAAACAUUUUAUUCCACCACGAGUUAAGUGCCUAGAGAGACUCCGAACUAAACCAUGCGCAAACCAACACCAAGAGAGUCAGACCAUGUCUAGCAAGAUAUUAGACGUUGAACAAUGACAACAACAACAAUCUUAUUCCUAAAACGAGAAGGUUUGGGGCAGAUCUAUAACGUACUUCGCCUCCGAGAGGGUACGGACUGAGAACUCCGGCCAUGUCUUUCGUU
This is a messenger RNA of Branchiostoma belcheri (Belcher's lancelet), 1542 nucleotides long. Its product is annotated as PR domain zinc finger protein 12-like. Gene Ontology annotation, molecular function: protein binding. The coding region runs from base 1 to 1254 and encodes 417 amino acids. Gene Ontology annotation, cellular component: nucleus. The transcript is spliced from 6 exons. The record is from RefSeq and is a predicted model, not a curated record. Lineage: Eukaryota; Metazoa; Chordata; Leptocardii; Amphioxiformes; Branchiostomatidae. Gene Ontology annotation, biological process: neurogenesis.